Molecule: messenger RNA, 2122 nt
Organism: Tachyglossus aculeatus (Australian echidna)
Lineage: Eukaryota; Metazoa; Chordata; Mammalia; Monotremata; Tachyglossidae
Gene: IGF2BP3
Product: insulin like growth factor 2 mRNA binding protein 3
Exons: 15
Coding region: 1-1755 (584 amino acids)
Biological process (GO): regulation of gene expression; nervous system development
Cellular component (GO): cytoplasm; nucleus; cytosol
Molecular function (GO): mRNA 3'-UTR binding
Source: RefSeq, a predicted model, not a curated record
AUGAACAAGCUGUACAUCGGGAACCUCAGCGAGAACGCGAGCCCCUCGGAUUUGGAAAGUGUCUUUAAGGAGUCCAAGAUCCCCUUCACCGGCCCGUUCCUGGUGAAGACGGGGUACGCCUUCGUGGACUGCCCCGACGAAAACUGGGCCAUGAAGGCCAUCGAGGCGCUUUCAGGUAAAGUGGAACUGCACGGCAAACUCAUAGAAGUCGAACACUCAGUCCCCAAAAGGCAAAGGAGUCGGAAACUUCAGAUCAGAAAUAUCCCGCCUCACUUGCAGUGGGAGGUGCUGGAUAGUUUAUUAGCUCAAUAUGGAACGGUGGAGAACUGUGAGCAAGUGAACACUGACACAGAGACUGCAGUAGUAAACGUAACGUACGCCAACAAGGACCAGGCUAGGCAAGCAAUAGAAAAGUUGAAUGGCUUCCAGCUGGAGAACUACGCUUUGAAAGUCGCCUACAUCCCGGACGAGAUGGCGGCCCAGCAGCCCCCGCAGCCGCACCCCCCAGGGCGCCGGGGGUUCGGGCAGCGGGGUCCGCAGCGCCAGGGAUCCCCCGGAGCCGCCGUGAGGCAGAAGCCCCAGUCGGACGUGCCUUUACGCAUGCUGGUCCCCACCCAGUUCGUCGGAGCCAUCAUAGGCAAGGAAGGCGCAACCAUCCGAAACAUCACUAAGCAGACGCAGUCCAAAAUUGAUAUUCAUCGUAAAGAAAAUGCAGGUGCCGCUGAGAAGCCAAUUACUAUCCACUCUACGCCCGAAGGCUGCUCGACAGCAUGUAAAAUUAUUAUGGAGAUUAUGCAAAAGGAAGCUCAAGAUACAAAAUUUACUGAAGAAAUACCUUUGAAGAUUUUAGCACACAACAACUUUGUGGGUCGACUUAUCGGCAAAGAAGGAAGAAAUCUUAAAAAAAUUGAACAGGACACGGACACUAAAAUCACAAUAUCCCCUUUGCAGGACUUAACGCUGUAUAACCCAGAAAGGACCAUUACAGUAAAAGGCAGUAUUGAAACUUGUGCCAAGGCUGAGGAGGAAAUAAUGAAGAAAAUCAGGGAGUCUUAUGAAAAUGAUAUUGCUGCUAUGAAUCUUCAAGCACAUUUAAUUCCUGGAUUAAAUCUGAAUGCCUUGGGUCUGUUCCCACCUUCCUCUUCAGGGAUACCCCCUCCCACAGUGGGAGUUGCCUCAGCCGCAGCUGCUACUUCCUAUCCGCCAUUUGGGCAACAACCCGAAUCAGAGACCGUUCAUCUGUUCAUUCCAGCCUUGGCUGUGGGAGCCAUUAUCGGCAAGCAGGGACAACACAUCAAACAGCUUUCUCGUUUUGCUGGAGCUUCUAUCAAGAUUGCACCCGCUGAAGGACCCGAUGCAAAGCUGAGAGUAGUGAUAAUCACAGGACCGCCAGAGGCUCAGUUUAAGGCUCAAGGAAGAAUCUACGGGAAGCUUAAAGAAGAAAACUUCUUUGGACCUAAAGAAGAAGUGAAACUUGAAGCUCAUAUAAAAGUGCCAUCUUAUGCUGCUGGUAGAGUCAUUGGUAAAGGAGGCAAAACGGUAAACGAACUGCAGAAUUUGACCAGUGCGGAAGUGGUAGUUCCUCGUGACCAGACACCCGAUGAGAACGACCAAGUGGUUGUCAAAAUAACUGGCCAUUUCUACGCGUGCCAGCUUGCCCAGAGAAAGAUCCAGGAGAUUCUGGCCCAGGUGAGAAGGCAGCAACAGCAGCAGAAGACGGCGCAGAGCGGACAGCCUCAGCCCAGACGGAAGUAGAGGUUCGGGAAACGGCCCAUCGCGGAGACAGACGCCAGACCAAAGACAGACUGUGGACAAGACGGACGGGUGCCCUCCACCCGUCGCCAGGGUGACGUGCGCAAGUUCCACCUAGCCCGUCGCUUCUUGGAGGACCAGGCAACCUUUGAGCUCCUGUCUCUGUGAGAAUGUAUUCUUUACGCUCUCUCAAACUUUCGAAACCCAGCUUUAAAAAAAGAUAAGGACCCCUUCACUUCCCUUUCGUUCUACUCUCACAACUUAGCGUAAAUUUGCUAGUUUUUUUUUUUUUUCGUUUUAUUGUUCUUAAUAACCCCCAGCAAUUUUAGGACUUGGUUUAAUGAAGCUUUCUCUUCUGAGUUUACUGGUU